CACCCAUGUUCUACAGCAUCAGAGUGAUGGGGGGCUUGGCAAGUGCCCAGGCUGUGAUAGCCUCUUCCUCAGUUGGAGAACAAGAGUUGAUCUGCAAGGUCUCUCUGGGGCCAGUGACCAAAAAUGUGACGAAGAUGAUGAAUGUGUUUGCAUUACCAAAGCCCAUCUUGCAAAUUGGCAGUUCAGAAGUUGUUGUUGGUCAAACGGUGAACAUUACAUGUAGUGCGGAUGGCAGUGCUUCCCCUGGUUUUAAAAUGCAGAUCAGGAAUGCUACCAAAAUAUUAGCAUCCGGCAACGUAGAUCAAGAUUUCCUGCAGCAUGCAGUGAUCGCUCAACAAGAGGAUAAUGGGAGGGAAUUCAUCUGCCAAGUGAUCCUGACCGUUGAUGGGCACACCAAGGAAAGAAACAUAUCUCAAAAUCUCACUGUCUUCUAUGGGCCCCAAAUGGAUGACUCCAACUGUCCCCAGACAUUGACUUGGGAGGAGGGAAGUACGACAACAUUUACCUGCUCAGCCUUGGGAAAUCCCACGCCAAUUGUUCAAUGCUGGAAAGAUGGGAAGUCUUAUAACACUGGGGAGCCACAGCUGGUCCAGACAGAGCAUAAUGGCAUAUAUCAGUGCAAUGCUACUAACCAGUAUGGCUUUGAUGUUAGAGAUGUGACCAUACACGUUGAAGCUCCUCAAUCCAUUGGCCAUAUCAUUGGCUAUAUAAUUGCUGCGGUGCUGGUUAUUGCUAUUGUGGCUGGUAUAGCUUAUUUGGUAAGCUAUAACCAAAAGAUUGGGAUCUACCAUCUGCGGCAGAAAGGGAAGCAACGGCAAUCACCACAAGCUGCUCAAAACUCAGUGGAGCAAAGAUUCCUGAACGGCAAAGCAAAUGUCUAAGCAGACCUGUGUUUACUACAAACUGAAGAACCACUUGUCCCAAUGCCAGCGAGAUUGUAGCUGUGUUCAGUGUUCAUCACUCAACUUAGCUGCAGAGGAAGAGGAUGUUGAUUACAUGCCAUCAAGUCGUUAUUUAUUUAUAUUUAUUUAUUUAAAACACCUGUUGCUGGCCAUCUUUCCACCAGCUCUGGGUGGCUCCCAAUCAAAGAUUAGGGACCACAUUGAUAGAUUUUCUCCAUGAUGUGGAAGAAGAGAUAUGGGAAACUGUUCUUCAGCUCCUGAGCAUUUGAUGGGCAGUGGUCCAACUGGCCUUAGUUUUUGGACUUUGGAGGGGUGAUGAUAGUAACUUCUGCACUUUCAGUGAGUGGCAGUGCUUAGGCCUCCUGUCUUUUUCUGAAGCUCUCCUCUACCAUCUAAGUGGACAUUCAGACUUUUCCUUGAAAAAGCAAUCAGGAACUAAAGGUGGUCUUAAAGUUUUUGGGCUACCUCCAGGAGGAGGCAUUACUGGGAAACCACUAAGAAGUACUGGAAUAGGAAGAGGGUGUCUGCAACACACCGCUUGGGCUUUUCCUGCAAUAAUGGACAACUCAGCCAUAGAGUGUAAAGCAGACAUGUCAAACUCGUGAUGUCACAUGAUGUCGCACAACGUAUCGGGACGGUUUUGCCAUUGCCGACAAUGGGGUGGGGGCAGCUUCCGGAUGACGCGUCUGGCCCACGGGCUGGCAGUUUGACACCCCUGGUGUAAAGCAUCUUCCAGAUUUCUCCUCACACC
Messenger RNA from Protobothrops mucrosquamatus (brown spotted pit viper), 1653 nucleotides. Its product is annotated as intercellular adhesion molecule 3-like. Gene Ontology annotation, biological process: cell adhesion. The transcript has 4 exons. The record is from RefSeq and is a predicted model, not a curated record. Gene Ontology annotation, molecular function: integrin binding. Bases 6 to 881 code for a protein of 291 amino acids. NCBI's taxonomy places the organism in Eukaryota, Metazoa, Chordata, Lepidosauria, Squamata, Viperidae.